AUGGGUUCUCGCCUCGAACAAAAAUCCAACCUCGUUAGGAAACGCAUCGAAAGCCAUACCUUCAGCGGCGAGGAUGGCGAAGAAUAUGAUGGGUCCAAAUUUGGCGGCUUCAACGAUUAUUUUCGGCGCAAAAAGAUCAAGCUUCAGAAUCUUGACGCCGAUCUGCGCGCACAAUCUACUGACAAACCGCAGAUAUUCAAAGGCAUAGUCUGUCAUGUUAAUGGAUACACUCAACCCUCACUCAAUGACCUUCAUACUAUGAUCGUUCAACAUGGUGGCGGGUUCAUGCAAUACCUUGAUGGCAAGACGAUGGUCACUCACAUCAUUGCCAGUAAUCUAACUCCGAAGAAAAAAGAAGAGUUCCGUAGAUAUCGAAUUGUGAAGCCUGCUUGGGUCGUUGACAGUAUCAGUGCUGGCGCAUUGCUGCCGUGGGACAAGUACCGUGUCAUUGAUGAAGGUGUGGGCCAGGCAGUGCUGGGCUUUGACAACGGUCAAGUUGUGAGUCAAGCCAAUCGCAAAUCGGGGGGCUAUCGAGAGCAGACCGAUGCGAGUUGGUACACGUCUCAGCUACAGUCUGAAGCAGAGGAACUAUCUAAAAAACAGAGCGGAUCGCUGGAUUCGAGAACCACAUCUAGAAAAUAUCCUCCAGAUCCGUCACCCGAGAAAACGAAAGCACAAGCGGUACUCUCGACAAUCGAUCAUGCACAGCGACUUGGCGACAGGGCUACGGUCCACGAAAGUCGGGAAAUGUUUGCUCUGCCUGCAACACCCAAGUCACCCGCGGUGACCGCGCUUAGACCACGAGAAGGCUCACAGGAACCCGAUUACGUACACGGUUUGAUCCGCGACUCGGAGGUACUACGCGCGGUAUCGCCUGCGCGGCUCGCAGCUAUGACUGCCGAGGAACAUAAUGCUUUGCUGCUAUCCGAUCCGAAGAUCCGCAAGUCCACAGUCGUCCACCCCGACUUCCUGGAGCAAUACUAUCGUGAAUCCCGGCUCCAUCAUUUGUCAACCUGGAAAGCAGAUCUCAAAUCGAAGUUACAGGCCCUUGCGGCGGAGAAAACUGCAUCACAGAAAGCUAGUGCCAAGCGGCUACCCGGACAACGACGUUAUGUCAUGCACGUUGAUUUUGACAGUUUCUUUGCUGCAGUCUCACUGAAGCGUUUCCCACAGUACAGAGAUCUGCCUGUAGCCGUAGCGCAUGGUGGUGGAUCGGGCUCGGAAAUUGCGAGUUGUAAUUAUCCAGCCCGCAAAUUCGGCAUCAGCAACGGUAUGUGGAUGAGACGAGCUCAGAAACUAUGCCCCGAACUCAAGGUGGUCCCGUAUGACUUUCCAGCAUACGAAGAAGCAAGUCGCAGAUUCUACGAGGCGAUCUUGGCUACGGGUGGUGUUGUUCAGUCUGUGAGUAUUGACGAAGCGCUGGUGGACAUCAGUACUUUGUGCUUUGCAGCCAGUGGUGGCGAUGGAGUCGGACAGCAUGGAGGGGCAGUCGACCGGGAGCAGAGCAAGGCAGAUCAGCUGGCUCAGACGCUUCGAGACGAAGUGCUUGCAAAGACCGCAUGCGAGGUGUCAGUGGGCAUCGGAGCUAAUAUACUUCAGGCAAAGAUAGCAUUGCGAAAGGCCAAGCCCGCUGGGCAGUACCAAUUGAAACCGGACGAAGUGCUUGGCUUUAUUGGUCAGCUUGAAGUGCAGAAGUUACCUGGAGUGGCGUACAGUCUUGGCGGGAAACUCGAAGAGAUUGGUAUCAAGCUUGUGAAGGACAUCUGGGAAGUAUCCCGGGACAGACUAGUGAACGCCCUAGGCCCCAAGACCGGUGAAAAGAUAUGGGAAUAUUCUCGUGGUAUCGAUAAAGUCGAGGUGGGCGAUCAAGUAGUCCGCAAGUCGGUCUCUGCAGAAGUCAACUGGGGAGUACGAUUCCAGAACCAGGAGCAAGUUGACGAGUUCAUGGAGGGUCUGUGUGGCGAGCUUCAUAAGCGCUUGGUCAAAGAGCGAGUAAAGGGUAAACAACUCACUAUGAAAGUGAUGCGUCGAGCAGCAGAUGCGCCUCUUGACCCACCUAAGCAUCUUGGCCAUGGCAAAUGCGAUGUAUUCAAUAAGAGUCUACAGUUGGGUGUCGCGACAAACGAUUCUGCCACCUUGGCGAAAGAAGCCAUCGCUAUGAUAAAGUCGUUCUGCAUCUCGCCUGGGGAGCUGAGGGGCAUAGGGGUACAGAUGCAGAAACUUGAGCCGAUUAAGCAGGGCGCUGAUGGGCGAGAGCAAGGAAGCCAGCUGAGGCUACAGUUUAAGGCUGGUCAAUUCAACAAGGACGUGCCGCAAGUCGAUGGCGGCAAGGCUGUUGACGAUCCUAUCCAGGACGGAUCUCGCACCCCUGAAAAGCCAAGCACGGCGGAGGUCAAUCGACCCAGUGUCGCAUUCGAGCCGAUCGAUCCAGGGACACCGAGUAAGAAACGGCUCAACACUCUAGGCACGCAGUUCGUUCUACCAACACAAGUCGACCCGAGCGUUCUGGCCGAGUUGCCAGCAGAGAUCCGCGCGAAAUUGACCAGACGGACAGCGUCGAGAACGGAGAAAGCGGCGAUCGAUUUGCCGACCGUAGCUGGACUAUCUGACGACGGAGCUGUGCCGCACGACAAAUACGCGCUUCCUACGCAGUCGCAAUUGGAUCCUAAAGUACUAGAAGCACUACCAGCGGAGCUACGUAAGGAAAUACUUAGGUUCUACACAGCUCCUUCAGCACCAUCCAAACGCGGCGACCAAGCGGUCUUGCCACAGUCACCUCGCAAGAAUCGAACCUUGCCCUCAAUCCGUGGGGCCAGCAAACGAGGCGGCAAGCGAGGCGGCGGUCUAUCUGCCACCCGCGCUCGUCUCAAUCGCGCGGACAAGUAUAGCACUCUGACACAGUCCAACUUCGUUGCACGACCUGCACAGAAGCAAGCAGUCCCAUUCACAGACUCGGAUCAACACUCCGGCAGCGAAGCCACUGCAGGAGACGAAGACGACCAGAUUGACCCUGAAGUCCUGGCGGCUUUGCCAGCAGAUCUUCGACAAGAAGUCCUGGAUCAACAGCGAUCAGCACGCCUACAGCGCAACGGCGGCAUCGACAUAUCACUGCAUCAGCGUCCUAUAACCGUACGGAGAAAAAAUCCGCCCGAUGAUACCACGGCGACACUGGAAAGACAAUUUACUUUGCCGCCUCCCAGCAUACGCCCGACAUUCACAAGCAGGAAAUUAUCCGAGCCGCCAGAGCUGAGAAACGCUAUAUCGGCCUGGGUCCAAGAGUUCUCAGACGAAGGACCUUACGAUGAGGAUGUCGCGGCAUUAUCGAAAUACUUGCAAGAGGUUGUUUGUGCUGAAUAUGAUGUUGCCAAAGCGGUUGCCUUGGUAAAGUGGUUGGCGUGGGCCAUUGAGGAAUGCAACAAGAGUUUCGCUGAGGAUGUCGCUCAGAAAUGGCAAGCUGCAUUUCGAGAGGUCCGGAUAUGUGUCAGAAAGGCUGCUGCGCAGCGCGGACUGGGGGAUCUUGAUUUCGAUUGA
Messenger RNA from Dissoconium aciculare CBS 342.82, 3531 nucleotides. Its product is annotated as DNA repair protein. Lineage: Eukaryota; Fungi; Ascomycota; Dothideomycetes; Mycosphaerellales; Dissoconiaceae. Gene Ontology annotation, biological process: error-free translesion synthesis; error-prone translesion synthesis. The transcript is spliced from 2 exons. Gene Ontology annotation, cellular component: nucleus. The coding region runs from base 1 to 3531 and encodes 1176 amino acids. The record is from RefSeq and is a predicted model, not a curated record. Gene Ontology annotation, molecular function: DNA-directed DNA polymerase activity; deoxycytidyl transferase activity; damaged DNA binding.